This is a messenger RNA of Phytomonas sp. Hart1, 3096 nucleotides long. NCBI's taxonomy places the organism in Eukaryota, Euglenozoa, Kinetoplastea, Trypanosomatida, Trypanosomatidae. The record is from the annotation of a GenBank genome assembly.
AUGUUGGUAAAUAAUAUUUGUACUUCGACAAAAUUACCACCACUAGUGCUCUCCUUGCUUCACAAAGCGCAAACGAGCUCAAAGAUAGCUUUUUCCAUUGGUAUUUACCCCCGCACCUUAACCCAUUCUUUCCGCCUUGCCUCAACAACAAGGGCUGCUGCAGGAGAAGACAGCUCAAAACCCGCAACACGGCGCGGAAGACUACCAAAGAAGCCGAAUGUCGUUAGUCCUGCUCUUCACGGGGACAGCAGCUUGACGAAUACCUCGGUGAUGCCAGAGAACCCACAAGCCCCUUUCUUAAUCACCCCGCCGGUGCCUAAGCCGCUUGAAACGACAUUGAAGAACAAAAAAAAGAGAUCGCAGGGUAACUCUACGCAAGGAAAACGAACAAAGACUACAAAAGGGAGCAAAGUGAACGCGAACGUUGAUUUCGACAUUAACCUAGAUGAGCUGUCCAUCUUUUCAGAAAUGCUAUCAGACGAACACACCCCUCGCAACUUUUCGCAAACUACCCUCGUGUACAACGCGCUCACAGGGCGCAUGACGAGCGAAAUGUCGAACUCUAUAGCUUGCUUAAAGGACAUCGGCUUCGGUAUCAACGAGCAGCGCCAAAUUUAUGUCGAGAAACCGGAGGAAAUUAAUAAACUAGCAGAACGCGUGCGUCUAGGGACAUCUUCACUUCCGUCUAAAUGGCCCACCAUGUUAACUCGCGUUCUUGGUGGUAUUUUUAAGAAUCCCGUGAUCACCGACCCCGCCGAAGCGAUCCAACAGAUGAUCCAAAUCAAAGUGAACAGCGUGAUGCGCAGCAAGUACACCUCAAUCGUAACCUCCUCUUCGUGCGAAGGCAACGAGGCGGACGACAAAAGCAUACGCGACUUUCUUCUAGAAUCCGACGACGAUGCAAAAGGGAUCGAGCUCAACUCCGAGCAGGAGCGCGUGAUUGCGAUCACUCUAAAAGGGCAUAACAUGUAUAUUGGUGGAAGUGCGGGCACCGGAAAGUCGGUGCUUCUGCGCGCCUUGAACCGGCGGCUGAGGGCAAAUCACCUGCGUGUCGCCAUGACGGCCACGACCGGCGUCGCGGGAUGCCAUAUUGGCGGCUCGACCUUUCACCACAUCAUGGGAGUGUCGUCAAAAGGUGAGUUCCUGCGUCGCUCGAACAUCCUAGACUACGAUGUAAUCAUCAUUGACGAGGUUUCCAUGCUACCCCAAAGCCUUUUCGAAGACUUCGACCGCGUGAUGCGGGAAGAGGCCGGUACGCCUGACUUACCCUUUGGCGGUGUACAAAUUAUCCUUUGUGGUGAUUUUCUCCAGCUUGGUUGCAUCAACGAGAAGUCGGUAAUAUAUUCUAAGAUCUUCGCAGACAAUUUUGUGAAGCUGUGCCUGCAGACACAGGUACGGCAGUCCGCAUUCCCAAUAUUUGCUCAAAAUUUACAGCAGAUGCGUCUGGGCAUCGUCCCGAGCAACCUCACCGAGAUGGUGAAAGAGCUCCCCCCCGGAACCAUGGUAGACUCUGCCGUCAACCUGCUUCCCACCAAUAGCGAGGUUCAAGUGGCGAACGAGCGAGAACUCACACGGCUGCCUGGAGACCCUUUGACUCUUACACCGGAGACUGGUAUCACCUCUCUGAAGUGCGAGGCCACCGUAACGCUUUUGUUGCGCACAAAUAAAGAAAACUUUAACGUACACCUCUUCUCCAAAUACGUCCGUUCUUUGCUACAGGCGACGCUGGACUUUCCUCGGGCCUCCCUGUUGUCCAUCUACCGCAUCUACGAAGACGGCCACGCGAUGCGUGUGGUGCUGCCGCAGAGUGAAAGCGUAGCCUGGCGUGAGGCCAUGCGGGAGCGCUUUAUCGAGGUUGCCGGGCUUAUUAAUGACCUUAACCUUGGGGCUACCGUGACCGAAAUCGUCCCCAACGGCGAUGGCCUCCACACCCCCGAGAACGAGGAAUGUCUUCACAAGCUCAUGGCCAAACACCCGAUUGCGCAGCCGUUGACCUUCAAAAAAGGCUGUCGCGUGCUCCUUCGGUCGAAUAUCAGCACAAACCUGGUGAAUGGCAGCAUUGGGACAGUUGUGGACCUGGUGGAGUGCAAACUCGCGAACUUCCCGGAGUACCUGCGGAAUGUCAACAUCGAGGAGUGCAUUGAGCGCUACAGAAUGUUCUGUGUCACGGAGUGCGGGAUGCCCAUCCCUCUCGUGCCGGUGGUGAAGUUUCACAGCGGGGAAACGGUGCCGGUGCCGCCGUGGGAGUUCAACGUCGGUGGGACCCCCGCGACGAACUACUACAGCCUAUCCCUGGUGGCCCUACCGCUAACCUUGGCCUACGCCUUUACGGUGCACAAAGUGCAGGGACUGACGUUGGUGGGGCGGGUGCACCUUGAGCUGGCCCGGAUGUGGCCCUGCGAGCAUCUCCUUUAUGUUGCCAUGAGCCGCGUGCGGAAUCCGGACCAGCUGAGUAUCUCGAACUUCCGAGAAAACAUGGUGGUGGCGAAUAAGGACUGCGUCACCUUUGACCACGACCUGAAAGCGGCCGAGGACAUCACAGUCGAGGAGCUGCGGGGCUACCCCGUCUCCUCUUGGAGGCGGUGCAACGACACAAUUUUGCACCUCCGUCGCCGUGGGAGCUCCCUUCGACGGCUUCUGCAGGACACGAUGUGCGCGAAUGGUCGGGAGGGAGGGAUGGAACGCCCUCUCCCAGCCCUCUCGGGGCUCGACCUCAGCUCCGCCUCGGACGGCGACACUCGUGAGGAGGAGGGGGAAAGAAAAGACCCCCUACGCGCUGGCAGCGGUCGCGCGCCACGUACGUCGUCGGCCCACACGGACCACCUCGUGUCAGUCGAGAGGUCGGUAAUCGUCGCGCGGCGAAUGCGGAAAUUAAUUAGGUGCGUCGAGCGGGCUACCAAACUGAGCGAAUCAAGACGGAAGACAAAGGCCACAGUGGUGCUGGGUGCACCCGUAUCAUCGCCCCCUACCGCCGCCAAUGGUGAAGGAAUGGUGCCCUUGACAUUCCAAGAAUCUAAUGGGAAUGGCGUGCGGACGGAUCUAACCCCCACCAAAAAUGCGGAAGACGAUUUGUCUGCUACUGAAUUUUCGUUUUGA